Plenodomus lingam JN3 is the source of this 342-nucleotide messenger RNA. The record is from RefSeq and is a predicted model, not a curated record. NCBI's taxonomy places the organism in Eukaryota, Fungi, Ascomycota, Dothideomycetes, Pleosporales, Leptosphaeriaceae.
AUGUCUCCUCUCUCGGUUCCCAAGAUCUUCAUGGCCGGCGGCGCCGUAGGCUUCGGCUACUACCUCUACAUGCGCCAAUACUGGUUCCCAAACCCGUACAAGACUCAGGGCGUGCAAAACAUCGAGGAUCGCUUCUCCGCAGCAGGCGGUUCCCCAACACACACACCAGCUGGCGGCAGCAAGCUGGGAAGCACAACGGACAAUACGAGUAGGUACGAGAGCACCAACAAGGGAGGCCCUGAAUCGGAGCAUUUCAAGGCCAAUAUUUCGGAUCAGCAAAGUGAGCCUGUUUGGCCGCAGAAAUUCUACGAGCAGCAGUACAAUAACCCAAAGGGCAAAUAA